GGUACUCCUUGCAUUGCGUACACACCAGCAACCUUAUCUCUGUUAUUCUGUAGCUCAGGCACGGCCCAACAACUCAGGCACGGCCUCAACUUCACACCGGUGCUUGGCAGAACUCCUGUAGUUUGACACAUUUCAUCAAGUGCGGUUCUCGGUGCACAUCUGGAAAAUGGGAGCUCCGUCCGCACGCCUGAAAAUGGCAGCAGACUAAGACGAAAUGCGACCUGGCGCAGCUCUGCGAGCCCUUGCGCAGCUUGCAACAGCGUUGUACCUGACUCUGCUUGUGCGGGCAGGGCUUCUCGUGCGUGAUGCCCCUGGAGGCCAGCCCUACCAGUAUGAGCUCCACACGUGGUUGGGCGCGGGCUAUGUCGGCGCAGGCUGGCUUGGAGCUGCGGCAUUCUGCCAGAGCCGCGGCGGCGCGCUAACGCCGCUGUCCUCGACGGCUGAGCUCUCGACGGUUGCCGGCCUGGUCGGCGACGGGUGCCUGAUUGACUCGAAAUGGUCCGACCAGCUGUUCUGGGUCGGGCUCAGCACUCUUGCCCACCAAAGCGCAACGCAGCCGCAGGCCCUAGGGUUUAUGGACCGGCCCCGGCCCGGCAGCAGCACAACACUGCUGCGGAACAGCUCCAGGAUCGCGACCGUGCUUGGGAAAAUGGCAGCUACUGCCAACGUCACGCUGUGGCCGGAUGUUGCUACAGCCGCCACGCCCGCGGCGGCGGCAGUAGCAGCCGCCAUAGCCAACGCAAGUGGCGGUGGCUGGGUGCUGAGCGACGUCCCAGUGCAGCCGCUGUGCGCCGCUGUGCGGCUGCUACUGCCGAUUCCGGCGGCGGCGCCCACGGCGCCGGCAGUAGCCAACACCAGUGCAACUGCGAAUGCGACGGCCGGCGCGGCGAAUGCAACCACGAAUGCUACAGCCAACGCAACCACGCUGGCGGCGGCCUGCGGUGAUGCCUACCGUCAGUACCAGGCCUCCAAGAACGGCAGUAGCGCCAGUGGCGGCAGCGGCAGUAGCAAUAGCAGUAGCAGCGGCGGCAGUAGCACUGUCGACGUCAGCAACUAUCAGAUGGAGCUCCAUUUCCAGGACUGCGGCGGGCUCUCUGGGCUGGCGGCGGCCGGGGCUGCUGCCGCGGCCUCGCACGGUUUCGUGUGCCGUGUGCCCGCCGGCACGAACCCCUCGCCAUCCCCAUCUCCACCAACACCCUCCCCGCCCUCUCCACCGUCACCGCCGCCGUUACCCUUGCCACCGCCCUUGCCGCCGCCGCUGCCGCCGGUUCCCACUUCCCCGCCUCCCGCUGCCAGGCGGCACCUGAUGGCGCUAUCGCAGAUUGCUCCUGCCGCCAUCACCACCGGUGCAGAGCCUUCGCAGCUGGUUAGGAGCGGCCAUGGCAGCAGCAGUGGAUGUGGCGGCGGCAGUAGCAGCGGCGCCCAGCAGUGGCUGUCACGCGGGCUACAGCCUCAUCGGGCUGAGGCGCCAGGCGGCGAUGGGUCGCUGGCUCUUGGAUUGAGCCGGCGGCAGCUCUUGCAGCAAGUCGGCGGCAACACAACAAGCGACACCACAACAAACACAACAAACGCUAGCAAUUCCACCACCAGCACGACAACGAAUGCAACGGGUACGAACAGCACGACAGCCGCAGGCGCCUCCUCGCCGCCUCCCACACCGCCGCAGCCUCCCUCACCAUCGCCCGCUCCGCCGCCCCUGCCGUCGCCGCCCCAGCAGCUGCCGCCGUCGCCUGCCUCGGCUAGCCCCAAGUGUAUCCCUCUAAUCCCUCUGGACAUGGGAGCCGCCAAUGCCACAACAUCUGCCAACACCAACACCAGUGCCAACGCCAACGCCACCCGUACCGGAGGGGUCCGGUAUCUGGCGUGUACGGCGGCGGCCCCGGCCGGCGGCGGUGGGGGCCCGGCGGCGGCGGCGGCGGCGGCUGCCAGCUGGUCUGAGGCGGCGGAGCUGUGUGAGGGGCUGGUGAGGGGUGGCACACUGGCGGUGCUGGAGUCACAGGCCCUCAUCGACGCCCUCACCUACCUGAUCCGGAGCCGCGACCCAACCGCCGCAUACGACUUGUGGUUUGGUCUGGUGUCCGGCGGGCCCCAACCGUCAAGCUUAUUUACAACAGCGGCGGCACCGCCGCUAGAGUACAUUCUAACCGAACCUCACAUCGUACCAUCGUACAUGCGGCAAUCGUGGCUCAACGGAACCCUGGCAGUACACACUAACUGCCAGGCGCCGCCGCCGCCGUCGCCGCCGCCGCCAACGCCCUCGCCGCCGCCGCCAACGCCGCCGCCAAUGCCCUCGCCGCCGCCGCCAAAGCCGUCGCCACCGCAACCGCCGCUGCCGCAGCCUGCUAACAUCACUGCCGCCGCCAGCAACACAACCGGCAACGGCUCCGCAACCGGCAACAGCACAACCAACGCAACCGCAACGGCAGGCGGCGCAGGCAACCACCACAGGCGGUUGUUGCUUACAACCAACACAACCGCCAACGCGACCAACUCCACCAUGCCAACCAACUCAACAACGGCUUCAAACAGUACGACCCCUACCAUGGACAACACCAACACCACGACGGCAGGCACAAACACCACAGCCACCAGCAACUCAACCGCCACACCAACCAACUCCAGCUCUCCCUCACCCUCGCCCUCGCCAGCAGCACCCCCACAGCUACAGCCGCACCCCAGCGGCUGUUGCGCCAGCCUCUAUGUUGGGCCCACCCCCACUGGCAGUAGCGUUGACAGCGGCAAUAGCAGCGGCAGCAGCGGCAGUAGCAACGCGACGCCGCCGAGGCUGCUACUGCGCGCCUGCUCAGACCGAAUCAGCUUCAUCUGUCAGGCGCCGUAUGUUGCUCCCGCGCCGCCUGCCCCGCCGGUACCGGCGGCGACGUCACUACAGCCGCCGCCGCCGCUGGGCUCGACGCCGCCGCCGGUGGGCGGCGACGGCAGUGGCGGCGGGGGGAGUGCGGGCGGCGCGGUGGCGCUGACACGUGAGGCCAGCUUGUUCCUCAAUGCUAUGGCCAGUAACUACAAUGGCGCCUACCGCACCUUCAUCGCCACCGUGUCGCUGUCACUGGGCGGCGUGCCGUACGAAGUCAUCACCUCCGCCAACACCACACACGACCAGUUCACAAACGAGACGCUGCAGCAGUUGUCCCGCGCCAGCCGCCUGCCGCUGUCUUCCUUCGCGCCCACCUCGCUGACCCCCGGGUCCGUGGUGCUGGACCUGAACAUGACCAGCCGCGCCCUGCCGCGGGCCACAGCCGCCGACUGGCAGUCGUUCCUGACGGGUGGUCUGGCGGCCCUGGCACCAGACCAGCUGCUGUCGUCCGACUACAUGACCACGUGGGGCGUCACGGAUGUGCGGCUGGUGGUGCUGUCUGCUACCGAGGUCAUACCCGAGCCCCCGCCGACAGCCCCCGACACCUCCUCCUCCAGCAGUUGGUGGGACGACCCGGGACACAAGGCGGCGGUGCUCGUCCCGUCCAUCAUUGGCGGCAUAUUAUUAAUUGGCGGCAUUGUAGCCGGCGCGUUCGUACUGUACCGCCGCCGCCAUGCUGGCGGGCGCAGUGUGGCAGCUGUACAGCCGACUGGCGCCGUCAUGCCGGCGGCAGCAGAGCCGCCGCCAGCGAUGGCGGCGCCAGGGUCAGUGGCGGCAGUUGGAACGGUUGGUGCUGCGCCUGGGUACGGAAGUUACGGUGAUGGCGCGUACGGCGGUUACGGAGUUCCGUCACCUGGCGGGUACGGGACGGCUGGGUACGGCGGAGUGGCGGUGCAGGGCGGCAUUGAGGUUGACGCCAAAGCGCUGGCGGCGACCGCCUAUGCGGAGGCGGCGGCGGCGGCGGCUGCAAACGGAGGCAUGCUCCCGCCGGGAUACGUGGUGCCUGCUGCGCCCACUGCAGCGGCUUACCCGGGUGCUGUGCCGCCGCCGGCGUCCGCGGAGACCACCGCCGCCGCGGCAGCAGCUGCCGCCGCUGACGGCGCCAUUCUGUCGCCCACCAGCGCUCGUCGAGCGCACCAGCCCUUCCCGCCGCCUUCACCAGGCGGCGGCGGGCCGCAUCCUGGCGCGCCGCAGUACUCGCUCAGUGGCGGCCACGUCAGCAGCGCCGGCGGCGGCCUGCCCGCGAACGGCGCGUGGUGGGAGCAGGAGGACGCGGGCGCAGCGGCGUCACGCGCGUACGGCAGCGGCGGUGCCCUCAGCCCUUUGAGUCCCAUCAGGACCGGCAGCCGGGGCGGGUCGAGCCAUGCGUUGCUGCCGCCGCUGUCGUCUCCGAGUGGAGGCGGCAGCGGCCGCGCCGCAAGCCGGCUGGCGCCACUGCCGCCGCUCUCGCGCGGGCGCAGCGCGGCGGCGCAGCCACUGAGCCCGGCGGCGGUGGCGGCGUCGGCGACGGCGGCGGCGCUGGCGGCGUCUGGCGGCAGUGGCGUGCUGACGCCGCCGGUGGAUCUGGCGGCGCUGGCGGGCGGGCCCAUGUGCAUUGCCGCGCGCUCGCCGCUGCCGCCCAUCCACCGCAAUCCCACGCCUGGCAGUCCGGGCGGCGGCGCCGCCGCCGCAUCCCUGGCUUCGCCGCGGGCCGCCGCUCCCUCGCCGUUGUCACCUACACGCACGACUCCCUCUCAAAGCGCGCUGGCGGCAGCAAGCCCAAGUGGCGGCGGCGGCGGCGGCGGCGGUGGCGGCAGUGGCAGCAGGCCUAGCUCGCCGCCGGGCGCCGGCGCUGGUGCGGGUGCCGCUAGCGCCGCGAGUGCCGCCGCCGCCUCGCCACCGCCAGCCUUGUAGUGCUUAGCAUGGCUCCGCAGGCACUAGGUGGCGAAAUGCCUUGAUACGCGCAUCUGGUACCUUACUUGAUUGAUAAGGUAUCCAUAAUAAUUAUGACCUCCAGCUUCAGAUGCAAACGGGUUGAGGCGCCCAUACGGCCGAUGGCUGGGAAAGAACGUGCACUCAGGCUGUGUGUUGCUCCAGCAUGCCGUUUCCGCGUCCUCGGAUGCGGGGCUGCCAAUUUUGGCAGCGCACAGGAACACAAUCUCGGUAUGUAUUGGCGUCAUCGCUUUAUCAUGUUGCGCGGCCGCACAUGUCCGCUGUUCGCGUUUGUACUAGCAGUAACGUUUCGGUUGGCGCUCACUUUGCUGUUGCAGCGCAGUAAGAGCGUAUUUACCAGGCGAAGGGUGGGCGGGCACGGGUGCAUGUGGAUGGUGCGAAUGGGCGGUGGGUGAGAAUGAGGGCCGCAUGGAAGGGCGGCUGGCGGAUGUGGGUUUUGUGCGAGUCCGGCUUCCGACACGUCCCACAGCCAUGUGCGCUGUGUUGAUUGCGGUUGUAGUGGUUGUUGUGUAUGGGCUGCUCGAUGUUUACAGUGCGUGGGGCAAUAGCCAGUGGCAGGGCCAGGGCGAAGGCAUAUGCUGUGCACACUGCUGAGUGGGCAUCACAUCACCUCGAGAGGGGCGGUGGUGGAAGUGGAUGGCACGACAGUGCGGGGAGGUGCCGGCAAUGCUGUGUCCUGAGGAGGGGGCCGCGAGCAUGGGCGGAAGCUGUGUGUGCGGGCUCCGCGUUGCGACCUCUAUUCUUGCAGCAAAGUGCGGCCGUCAGAUUGUGAGCGGCUGUCGCAAACAAAGACCAGCACCGCUGAAGCGAUAAUGCAUUCAUGAAACAACCCAUGCCUCCUGCAAUAAUACGGUACUUGCAUGAGUCCACAAACGCGCACUUGGCGGGCUUGGGGUCAGAACGUGCCACUAAACCUUUUUUAUCCUUCAGGUUUGUUCCCAGUUGCUUUGGGGCGCGUGAAGAUCUUCAUUUCGGGGGCUUUCGGGCGGGGGCGUUGGCACGGCCAACCCCUCGGCGUGACGUCGGUGUGCCAUCCAGUCGUGCGUUUGAGGCGUUCGGUGCCAGCCUCGCGAUAGUUCGGACGUCUGGAGCCAAGGAAGAGAGAGUACAGCAGAGACUUGUACAUGCUGUCUUAAGGAAUGCGAUGCAGUGCCGUAUCACGCACGGCGCCAGGUCGUUGGAGUGAUCGGCCUCACUGGAACAGCGCAAUCGGACCUUUUAUUGAGCAAGUGGUUUGGAGAGGUGAGCCGCAGCCAGGGGCGUUACUGGCCCAUGUGUUCAUCAGUGUACGGUGCCGUACAUGCCCGCUUCAGGGUGGCUUCAUGGGAUGGGUUUAGGGGGAUGGGAGGGGGGUUAAGGGGAAGGUGAAGCAGUGAAUGAAGGACAACAUCAUCUUGCCAGACUCCACAGCCCUUGUAACACGGGCCCAAG
Chlamydomonas reinhardtii is the source of this 6235-nucleotide messenger RNA. RefSeq lists its product as uncharacterized. Gene Ontology annotation, biological process: cytoskeleton organization; regulation of cell morphogenesis. The coding region runs from base 215 to 4765 and encodes 1516 amino acids. The record is from RefSeq and is a predicted model, not a curated record. Lineage: Eukaryota; Viridiplantae; Chlorophyta; Chlorophyceae; Chlamydomonadales; Chlamydomonadaceae. The transcript has 9 exons.